Paramecium tetraurelia is the source of this 1151-nucleotide messenger RNA. RefSeq lists its product as uncharacterized. Lineage: Eukaryota; Ciliophora; Oligohymenophorea; Peniculida; Parameciidae. The record is from RefSeq and is a predicted model, not a curated record. The transcript is spliced from 3 exons.
AUGCUUCACAUUCCAGACGUAGUAAUUGGUAUUGAAAGAGCCAAUCAUAAACAUUUCGAUGACAUCUACGAAACCUAAAAACUAGCAAACCCUGUGAAAAUAUCCAUGAUUAAAAUCCAAUAUAACAAGGAGCAUGUCACAGGAGUCAAGCUUAAAUACAAAGCAAUUGAUGGAAGAGUAGCUAAAGGAACUUGCUCAAUGAAGUUCAAAUUGCUCGGAGGCUUGCUCUCUGGAACAAAGAAAGAAAAAUACAAUAUCGCUGACGAUGAUUUCAUCAAGGAAAUACAUGGAUAUGUUGGCACAGAAAUUAAUCAAUUUGGAUUUACAACUUACAAAGGAGUUAGUCACAGGUGCGGUAUAGCAAAAGGAGUGUCGUUUUCUCACCACUUUCCACUUCAUACAUUCUCCUCAGCAAGAGGCUCAUACGAUAAGUUCUUGGACUUUAUAGCCUUUAGAGUAGUACCUCUUACUCCUGAUUAAUUGAAAAAAUUGGGAUUGGGUUAAGGGAAUGUUAAUGUUGUUGUCACAUAAGUCACUCAACCUCCUCCUCCUCAACCCUAGCUCCAAUAGCCAGGAUAAUACCCUCCACCAGGAUAGUAUCCUCCCCCAGGAUAAUACCCUCCACCUGGAUAGUAUCCACCUCCUGGACAAUACCCCCCACCUGGAUAAUACCCACCUCCUGGACAAUAUCCACCACCUGGAUAACAACCUCCACCUGGACAAUAUCCUCCUCCAGGAUAUCCAGGAUAACAACCACCUCCUGGGUAAUAUCCUCCACCUGGACAAUAUCCACCACCUGGACAGUAUCCACCAGGAUAAUACCCUCCCCCUGGAUAGUACCCUCCUCCUGGAUAAUAUCCACCUGGACAGUAUCCACCUGGAUAGUAUCCACCUCCUGGAUAAUACCCUCCACCAUAAAAUACUACUGUUAUCAUCGAGUAGCAAGGUCCUCCACCCCCUCAAUAACAUAGUGGUGGAGGCGGUGCCGUUGCUGGAGCACUUAUUGGAGGUGCUUUGAUUGGGGCUGCUUUGGCAAACGAUAAUCACCACCAUCAUCAUCAUCAUGGUCCAAAUGUUGUUGUUGUGAAAAAGCACGGUCAUCAUCAUUGAAUUUAUUUAGCCAUUAUUCAAUAUAUAUAAGCAUUAAUAUU